AUGUCCAUUCCCGCACCUUCUUUUGACGGCAUUGGCAUUGCCAAUCUGCCCAACCAGAGGCACAAGAUUGUCGCGAAACGGGGGGCCCACUUCACCAUCAUGGUUGUCGGCGAAUCCGGCUUGGGCAAGACAACGCUGAUCAACACCCUCUUCUCGACCGAGCUCUCACCCCCCAAAAACUAUUCCAAGCGCCACUUCAAGCAGCUGGACAAGCUCACGGAGGUGGAAAUUAUCAAGGCCGAGCUCGAGGAACGCCAGUUCAAGGUCAAGCUCACCGUCAUUGAUACUCCUGGAUUCGGCGACUACGUCAACAACCGCGACUCCUGGCUCCCCAUUGUCGAGUUCAUCGACGACCAGCAUGAAGCAUAUAUGCGCCAGGAGCAACAACCCCAGAGGCACGAGAAGACUGACUUGCGUGUGCAUGCUUGCCUAUACUUCAUUCGCCCGACAGGUCACACACUGAAGCCUCUUGACAUUGAGAUCAUGAAGCGUCUCGGCACCCGUGUCAACCUCAUCCCCGUCAUCGCCAAGGCUGACACCCUCACCCAAAACGACCUGCACAUGUUCAAGCAGCGCAUUCGCGAGGUGAUUGGGGCGCAGGGCAUUCGAAUCUACACGCCCCCUCUUGAUGCCGACGACGAGAAUGCGGAGCACGCCCGCGUUCUUAUCGACGCCAUCCCAUUCUCCAUCAUUGGAUCAACCGAGGACGUCAAGACCCCUGAUGGCCGUGUUGUGAAAGGACGAGAGUACAUCUGGGGUGUUGCCGAAGUUGAGAACGAGAAUCACUGCGACUUCAAGAAGCUUCGCUCGCUUCUCAUCCGGACGCACAUGCUCGACCUCAUCUCGACGUCGGAGGAGCUGCACUACGAGAACUACAGGCAGACACAAAUGGAGACACGCAAGUUCGGCGAGCCCAAGGUCAAGAAGCUGGACAACCCCAAGUUCAAGGAGGAGGAAGAGCAGCUGAGGAAGAAGUUCACCGAGCAGGUCAAGGCGGAGGAGGCGAGGUUCAGACAGUGGGAGCAGCAUCUGAUUGCCGAGCGGGACCGCUUAAACAAGGACCUCGAGAUGGCCCACAGCGCCAUCAAGCAGCUCGAGGCAGAGCUGGAGAACCUCCAAGUUGGCUACGGUCGUGGAAGCGGCAGGCGAUGA
Molecule: messenger RNA, 1152 nt
Organism: Cyclocybe aegerita
Lineage: Eukaryota; Fungi; Basidiomycota; Agaricomycetes; Agaricales; Hemipholiotaceae
Source: the annotation of a GenBank genome assembly